Messenger RNA from Helianthus annuus (common sunflower), 765 nucleotides. RefSeq lists its product as uncharacterized. The transcript has a single exon. The record is from RefSeq and is a predicted model, not a curated record. NCBI's taxonomy places the organism in Eukaryota, Viridiplantae, Streptophyta, Magnoliopsida, Asterales, Asteraceae. The coding region runs from base 1 to 765 and encodes 254 amino acids.
AUGUCUUCUUCCGUAGCGGAUCUGAUUGAUGUUAAUGGGCAAUGGAAGUGGCCGAUAGCUUGGUAUGAUCUCUAUCCGGUAUUAAUUGACUUGGAUGUUCCCCAGUUGAGCCAUAACAUGCAAGAUCGUACAAUUUGGAAAGACUUGGAGGGUAAGCGUUGUUAUUUUCGGUCAUUGGAGGUUUGGAAUGUGGUUAGAUAUCGUGAGAGCCUUGUGCCGUGGGUUAAUGGAGUUUGGUUUUCCCAAUGUAUCCCAAGACACUCGUUUCACUUAUGGUUGGUGAUCAAGAAUAAGCUUAAAACUCAAGACAGGUUGGCUGUGUGGGAAGUAGGAAGUGCAACUAACUUUAACCUCAUGUGUUGCCCCUUGUGCAGAAAUAAUCGUGAUUCUAGAGACCAUUUGUUCUUUCGAUGUUCGUUUUCCUCAAAGGUAUGGAAGGAUGUUAAGCUGAUGGUGUCUUUGGAUCAGGUUGAUGAUUCUUGGCAAUCCAUUAUGGAUUGGAUGUUUCUUCAUGCUUCGUCGAAGAAGGUAGAUCAUAUUGUUAGCAAGUUGGUCAUUGCGGCGACUACAUACUUUAUAUGGCUUGAGAGGAACAAUUGUUUGUUUUCAAAUAAUCAGGCUAAAGUUGAGUCGGUGGUUGGGAGGAUCAAGAAAAUGGUCAGGUUACGUCUUAUGGGGUUCGACUUUAAAGGUGAUUCCAAAGUUGACAGGAUGUUAAAGAAUUGGGAGAUCGCUAGAAGUGAACAGGAGGAUGACCCGGGUUAG